AUGAUCAGGUGUCUUGUGACAAUUCUCGCGUUGGUUGGAGUUGCCACCUCACUUCGAUGCAACUCUUGCGACAGCUUUGUGAGCUGUACCCGCCCGUUUCCAGUCGAUUGCCCACCUCACUCGAAAUGCUAUACUCUGACAAGGAAUGGGAAUGAAAUUCUCGCCAAGGGAUGUGCCCAUUCCUGCGAAGCGAUCUCCUUUUUGGAUGGAUCUCACUGCCAGAUUUGUCAUCACGGAGACUUCUGCAAUGACUUCCAACCUGGAAUCGGACAAGGAGCCGUCAUGAGACAGCCACCAGAGAUCGGAGGUGGUGUUCAACCAUACAAUAAUGAUAAUAAUGGAGGAUACCACAUCGGACACGGUGUCCGUCCACGUUCUGCCACUCAAGCCUCAUUCGGAAUGCUCAUGGCUCUUCCAGUAUUCCGCCGUUUUCUUUUGUGA
Caenorhabditis remanei is the source of this 441-nucleotide messenger RNA. RefSeq lists its product as uncharacterized. The coding region runs from base 1 to 441 and encodes 146 amino acids. The transcript is spliced from 4 exons. The record is from RefSeq and is a predicted model, not a curated record. NCBI's taxonomy places the organism in Eukaryota, Metazoa, Nematoda, Chromadorea, Rhabditida, Rhabditidae.